GAUGGCAAGUGCUUCACUAUAAAAGCAGAGAACUCUGUUCAGUCUGGUCUUACUUGGUGCUGCCCGGCACUGACGGAACUCCUGUCGUUCAAACUUUAAUCAAUAAUCAUGUUGCACAGGCAUGUGCGAUUAAAGACUUAACAGUGACAGGGUUCAGACGUUUUCCAUUAUUGAUAAUAAUCACUGAUAAUCAAGAAGAUAUUCAACAAGUGUAAAAAUAAUAAAACACCAUGUCGAGAAUCUGUGAGAUGUUAUUCACAUUUUAUACUCUUCUUUUUUCUCCGUUAAUCAUUUUGCUGUUAGCGUUCUCGUAUCUCUAUCGCCGCGCCAUAGACAUUAUUUUAAGAAUACAAUUAAAGGAGAAGUUCGUGGGUCUCCUCAAUGGAACGGAUUGCGUUUGGGCCGUGGAACAUCCGUCGGCACUUUCAGUGAACAACAUCCUUCUGAUCAUAGAGAAAGACGCGCGGCAUUCGAACGUGAAUUUCCUGGAGCGUUUUCGAGAAUUGGCCAGGAAUAAUGUAGUGUGCUCGCCGUUCGAGAAGCUGCUGUACAAAAGGAAGAGGAAGUUCGGUUAUUAUUACUGGGAGAGAAGUGAAGAGAUCGAUCUGAGGGAGCGAGUCAGGUGGUUGGAAUACGAACGUACGAAUUGCGAUGGAUUCUGCGAUAACAUUUACAACGGCCACUUGAGAAGGGUCCUAUGGAAUGUCUGCAAUCAGCCGUUACCCGAGAAUCACACGGCAUCUUGGGAGAUCCUGAUCGGCAAGUGUUGUCCCAGAUCGAGUCAUCAUUAUCUUCGGCGAACGGAGGAACGUUUGGCGAGCAAAAUUAGGGUCCCCGUUUUGUUUCGCGUUCACCAUUCCCUCGGGGACGGUAUGGCUCUUCUUAAGCUGUUCAGAGACGUUAUCGUCGACAAGGAACCAGUCCCAGAAACGUUCUUACAGUUGGAGAACAUAAGUUUCAAAAUUAAGACCGAGAGAACAAAGAAGACCGGUCAGAUUACGUCUACGAUGAAUUCAGCAAGUCCUUGUUUAAUCCGAGACACUAAAUUGCAGUGUACGUAUCAGAAAGACGUUAUGUCGGCGUCCAUGCCGUUCAUUCAUUUCGCGGUGUACUUGGAGAUCUUUAAAUUGCUGAGAGAUCAGAUCGAUGCUGGUUUGAAGUAUUUUCGAAAUGUUAAUUUUGGAGAUUUGAAACAGGAGAUCAAAAUAUUCCUAAGGGCAGAAUACGAAAAACUGAACGUCUUUCUAUUUGAAUUUGAGAAGGGAAUUCGUAAGAAGAUCCAAGUGUGUUUAAAACUGGCGAAGAUCAUUAUUGAAGCCCCUGGCUGUUUGAUUCAACAAGCUUUCCGAAGCAUGGACAAAAGUGCACUCCAUGGGGCAGAAUUGUCAGGGGAAAAGAUAAUCUCUUAUUGGCUGGAGGACGAUUUUAAAAACGUUUGCGAUCAGAAACUGUUUACCAAAAUUCAAAAUAUAAAAUGUAUUACAGGCGCCAAAUUUGGCGAAGUCUUGCUGGCUGCUUUGUCCGCUAGUUUACACAAGUAUUUUCUGCGUACGAACGAACCUGUCCCAACGAGACUGAGCGUCGUUCUGCCGAUGAAAAUCGAAGAAUGGAGCGAAAAUCUCCCGUUACAAAACAACUUCUCAGUUGGUAUAUUAUCGCUUUGCAUUUCCCAGAUAAAUAACAAACAAUUAGCUGAUCCAUUUGUAAAUUCACAAAUCCUGGAUCGCCUCGAGGAUAUCAAAAGAGCUAAUAAUAAGCUGAGGAGGAGCCCAGAUUACAUGGUAAAUUUUUUGGUGAUGAAAUACCUCUCAGCUGUAUUGCCUGACAAACUCUUACGACCGAUAUUUAAAAGCCACAGCACGAUGGUAUUUAGUAAUCUAGUUGGUCCUCAAGAAGUAAGACUAUUAGGCAACCCUUUGAAAAAUAUGGUUUUUUGGAUACCGAACAGAGUUAACACAGGAAUCGGAUUUUCAUUGUUAACGUAUAGAGGAUAUCUACAUUUAUCUCUAAUCGCUGACAGGGCUUUGGUACAAAACGAAAAAGCUCUUACGCGAAUUUUAGAGAAUACAGUCAGUGAAAUCGACAAUCUCUACGACAAACUGACCCUGUCAUUUUUUUCAAAGAAGCUCCAUAGAAGCAUGUCAACACCUAUGAAAAAAGGAAUCGGCGUGUUGUAAAAUCGUGAAUGAAAUUUUUAUUUAGAUUUUGCCCUCAUUCACAUCUUUUUUAACUCGCUUCUCUUGUUAAUUCUUUGUAAAUACAUAAUCCUUUCUUAACACGCUUUUCAAGUUUUGUAUACUAAA
Ceratina calcarata is the source of this 2303-nucleotide messenger RNA. RefSeq lists its product as uncharacterized. Gene Ontology annotation, cellular component: plasma membrane. The transcript has 6 exons. Lineage: Eukaryota; Metazoa; Arthropoda; Insecta; Hymenoptera; Apidae. The coding region runs from base 231 to 2177 and encodes 648 amino acids. The record is from RefSeq and is a predicted model, not a curated record. Gene Ontology annotation, biological process: triglyceride biosynthetic process.